This is a messenger RNA of Pistacia vera, 1457 nucleotides long. RefSeq lists its product as uncharacterized. NCBI's taxonomy places the organism in Eukaryota, Viridiplantae, Streptophyta, Magnoliopsida, Sapindales, Anacardiaceae. The transcript has 5 exons. The record is from RefSeq and is a predicted model, not a curated record. Bases 829 to 1257 code for a protein of 142 amino acids.
UGAUGAUAGUUUAGUUUGUAACUUGGGCUUGAAUUGCGCCCUUUGAUGAUGUCACUGAAGAUGAAGUAUUUUUUAUUUGACUAAAUAUUGCUGAGAAUACUUGAAGAAAUUUGGUGUUUCAAAGCAUGAUAUGAGUCUUGCUGGACAGAAAUUAACAGAUGUUUAUGGUGGCUGGUUUGCUGUUGUUUUGUUUUGGUUUUUGGCUUUUCUAUUUUUUUUAUUUUUUGUUUAUUCUGUAAUAGUGUAUGUUGUUUCUACCAAAAAAGUUUUUUAUGCUGUACCAAGCUGCAAACAAGCUUGUGCUAUGAUACGGCCUGGUAGAACUUAUAACAGAAGAAAAGUAAAACAGAAAUGUUGUUUUGCAACCAUGUACAAUGUUUGGGGUGCUUUAAAGCUGAACUAGUUAUUUUGUGGUUGAAACUUUGUGAUGAGACAAAAAGGAAUCACUUGAAACAUGCAUAAAUGCUUCUCACUUUGGUGCUGUUGAUGCUGUAGAUUGUUUGAUUUCGACUUCUAAUAAUUUUAAUUAAAAAUCUUAGUUGCUAUACAAAGUGCAACUGUUAUUUGGCUAUAUACUCGCACUGACAUAGUUUGCUAAUGUAAGGAAGCAUUAUGCCAGAUAUAAUUUAAGUCUCUGAGCUCAUAUCCCUUGACCUUGUUGGUCUGCCACUUAAAAGAAUUUUUUAAUGAGUAUAAAUAGAUGUUCAAAAUUUAUCUUAAUUGAUUAUUUCUUCAUAUAUUUAUGUUUAUUGAGUGUUCCACUGAUCGUUUUAAUAGGAAAAGAGUGCUAAGGUGGGGUGGGGAUGAUAGAAUGUAUAUCUAAUUUCUAUGUUUUUUCUGAGCAUAUGUGCUCACAAUUUUGUGUUGUUUGUUAAACUUUUCAGGGUAUUGAAGAAAUUAAGGAGAUAUGGAAUUUCUGGAAUAUUAUCGUAUGGACUAUUGAACACAGCCUACUACCUCACAACGUUUCUCUUGGUGUGGUUUUAUGUGGCUCCAGCUCCUGGAAGAAUGGGUUAUAUUGCAGCUGUUGAGAGAUUUCUUAAAGUAAUGGCCAUGGUGUGGGCUGGAAGCCAGGUUACUAAGCUUGUGAGAGCUGGCGGGGCCCUUGCCCUUGCACCUUUUGUAGACAAAGGAUUGUCUUGGUUCACAGUCAAAUUUAAAUUUGAAUCUCAGGGAAAGGCUUUCAUGGCGAUUGUUGGAUUCUGUUUUGGUCUGGCUCUCAUACUAUUUUUCUUUGUGACAUUGCUUUCGGCAUGAAGCAGACUACUAUUUCUCUCGAUUUUGUCUUUGCUUGGAUGGAGAGAGUCUUCUUAACAUUUGCAUUUCAUCCAAUUAAUAAUCUUUGUAUUGCAAACAUGGUGCUUCCAUAAUGCAAGUUUCUAAUCAAGUUAAUUUUGUUAUUUCAAUAUUUUAUUACAUCCGGAAGGUUUAAUGUGAUAGAUUUGCAAUUCAUCGAC